Molecule: messenger RNA, 2658 nt
Organism: Archocentrus centrarchus (flier cichlid)
Lineage: Eukaryota; Metazoa; Chordata; Actinopteri; Cichliformes; Cichlidae
Gene: brms1lb
Product: BRMS1 like transcriptional repressor b
Exons: 10
Coding region: 114-1088 (324 amino acids)
Source: RefSeq, a predicted model, not a curated record
CCCAGGCUAGCUAGCCGGUUAGCUUCCUCUGCUGCAUUUACCUCAUACUUCGGGGUGAAAAAUUAAGCAACGGCCGUGCCACCCCGUUAUCACCGGCUUAUCUGACAGUCGCAAUGCCGGUCCACCCACGGGAGAAGAAAGAAAGCAACCACGAGGAAAUGGAGGUGGACUUUCCCGAGCAAGACGGCAGCAGCACAGACGAGGAGGACACCGUGAGCUCGUCCGUGUCUGAAGAUGGAGACAGCUCGGAGAUGGACGAUGAAGACUGCGAGAGGAGGAGGAUGGAGUGCCUGGAUGAGAUGACCACACUGGAGAAGCAGUUCACUGACCUGAAGGAACAGUUGUAUAAGGAGCGCCUGAGCCAGGUGGAUAUCAAGCUGCAGGAGGUAAUGGCCGGUUGUGCCCAGGAGUAUCUGGAACCUUUAGCCAACUUGCAGGAGAACAUGCAGAUCAGGACCAAAGUGGCCGGGAUCUACAGGGAGCUGUGCUUGGAGUCAGUAAAGAACAAAUAUGAGUGUGAGAUCCAAGCAGCGUGUCAACACUGGGAGAGUGAGAAGUUGCUGCUGUUUGAUACUGUGCAGAGCGAGUUGGAGGAAAAGAUUCGAAGAUUGGAGGAAGACAGACACAGUAUUGACAUUACCUCAGAGUUGUGGAAUGAUGGAUUGCACUCACGGAAGAACAAGAAAAAGGACCCGUUCUGCCCGGUCAAGAAGAAAAAGCCUGUUGUUGUUUCUGGGCCUUAUAUUGUUUACAUGCUGCAAGACCUGGAUAUUCUUGAAGACUGGACUGCAAUAAGAAAGGCAAUGGCAUCGCUUGGGCCACACAGGGUGAAGGUGGACGUGCCUGCAGUAAAACCUGACAGACAUCACCACGUAGCACGCUCUGAGGAUGGCCGACUUUUCUAUGACAACCAGUGGUACUGCAGGGGACAGGCCAUCUGUAUCAACAGGAAGGACGAGUACCCAACUAGCGCCGUCAUCACCACCAUCAACAAUGAUGAAGUGUGGUUCAAACGACUGGAUGGUACCAAGUCAAAGCUGUACAUCUCCCAGCUGCAGAAAGGCAAAUACACUAUCAGACACUCGUAAAUGAAAACCACACGCCCACAUACAGAAACUAUCAUCUCUGCUGUCUUUCUCUUUGUCUCCUUUUCCAUGUGGUAUCAUUGUACAUUCUACUACUACUACGCACAGACACACACACACACACCUCACUUCACUCCUUCUGUGCACAAGUUACAAAAAUAUUAGCUGACCCUUCUGCUAUAAGGAGACGAUCUUCUCUGUAAAUAUGUAUAUGUAUUUUAUCGACAAGGUCACAAAGUGUCAUUUUCUCUGGAAUGGAGAUCAAUGCAAAGUGCUGCUAAAUAGAAAGGUGAAGAACCAGAGCAUUAGCAAACUGUGAACCGCAGAGCUCAGUCGCGUGCCUUUCUGAGACUAGACAAUGCCUCGGCUGAUGGAGGGGUAAAAAAGAAAAAGUCCUGAACAAUAUCAGUGCAUUGAAGCCAUACUCUGUACUGGGUUAGCACCGGGAGGAAUGAAGCGGGUCAGCAAAUGUGUGAGUGAGAAACCCUAACGCAGGUGAGGAUGCCAUCAGCAGUGUGUUUGAUUUGCCUCUCCAGACGCACCAGUUAGACUUGAAUUUCAUGCUCGCGCAGAGCCUAAUAGAUUUGUAUUGGGUUCCCCAAGGACCCCAGACCAACUUUGAUUUAGUUAAAAAGUGUAACAGAAUCAAUAUUAAGUAAGUAGUUAUAUUGUGAACAUGAUGAGAUUUUAAAGUACCCCAGAGGUUUGCUGAAACCCACUCGGGGGGGAGCAACUGUACUAAACGAUCUCUUGAUCUUUUAGUGUAAUUUUUUUUUUUUUCCAGCACUACAUUUUUUUUUUUUUUUUUAAAGUCUAAAUCAAGGCCGGCCCCGUGCAGUAAGGAAAACACGACAGUUUAAAUUUACAGUAAAGGGAGCUGCCCUGUAUAUACAGACAUCUGUGUGGUUUGUGGUUUGUGAUUCUUCUGUCUCCUGUCAUGUUGCCAUUUGUCUGAGAGAACCUCUUUUAAAGUGGAAGCCAGGCUUUAGUUUUAAAGAAGAAGAGAAAAAAAAAAAAAAAGAACCUCCACCGCCCAGGUUUGAGCUGCUUUUUUUAUGUGGUGGUGGUGGUGGAGUCACGAAAGCCUCAAAUCUGUAAAUCAUAGUGCCAUUUUCAGCAAUUUUUUUUUGUUGUGUUCCCCAUCCUCUCUUUGUGUCUUUUAUGUCACCCCUCUGUCCUUAUUCGCACUGUCUUCUUCUUUGCUGUAAGUAAAACUGUUCCUCAACAUUGAUGUAUUCACAGUAGGGAAUUUUUAAUUUUUUUUUCUAAUUGUGCGUGUGUACGAUCCAUCCUAUCAAAUGUUUCUUUGUAUGUGUAAAUUAGAUUUGAUUGACUGAAUGAGAUCCUUCUCUGCAUUGCGUUUAUCAGGCUUUUUUUUUUAAUCAUUGCAAACAUGUUUUUAAAUGAUUACUUGGCAACAGUAUUGUAAAGAGAGGUGCUUGCAACAUAUAUCAAAGAAAAAUAAGUAUGUGAAGCCUUUGUGGCAUCAACUGAGUUGAAGUUUUGAUGGUCUUGUUUUUCAUUUCUGUUCUUUUUUUAACCUUUUUUAUGCAUCAUGUUUCUUUUUUCACAU